ACACGAGUGAGAAAACACACCGGGCUGGUGACAGCAAAACAGGAACAGAAAUUCUAACAUCAUCAUUAUCUUCACUGGAGAUGUGUCUGCCUGUGGACAGCACUAUGUGUCGCAGACUGACUAUGAAAACAUGAAAUCUGAGAUAGUGGACUUGAGUUUGGCUUACAAGUGUACACUUAUAUGGCUGGCAGGGACAGCAAACUACAUGUUUUGGAUACGAGAAGCACACAGAGUUUGACACCUGAACAGUCCCAGAGAGUUGGCCAGCAUGUCAUCCAACUCCACAGCCGAUAAUCUGUGUGCACCGGACGACACCCUCUGUACAUCUUCAUAUCAGCCUCUUUUCUUUACCUCUACUUUGACAACCAGGGCCCAAAAUGAAUACGCACCAAGCUCCAAAGUUGUAAGAGAGCAUGAACAGGCGGUGAUCAUCGUCCCUACACUGCUCCUCCUGGCCACCCUGGUCACCUUAUUGGUCCUGUGCUUAAUGAGGUAUUGUCCUGAACGGAAGCAGAAACGGAUCACAGCCCCUCAACGCUACCACAGCUCAUCGCACAGACACAAACAAAGGCACAGCCACAGACUUCACCUACAAGGCAUUGAUGCACCCCCAGGGAUAAACCCACUGGAACAUGAAGAGCUGCCAAUGUCAGUUCAACAGGUGCAGCAGAACGUCAGGCCAACUCAACUGGUUGCAGUACCACAGAUGUCCACCGAGAGGCAUCAUGGAGCCUUCAGCCAGGUCACUGCCCUACCACUGUCCUUCUCCAUCAAGCCUAAUGACUCAGUCAGCCUCUACAGAGCCCGCAUGGACAACAGGGAUGUCAUCCUGAGGGUGCUAAAAGAAACAGCAAACAGCAGUGAUAAGCAGCACUUUUUGGGUUUCGCUUCCUUCAUGUCAGGACUGGGGCCACACCCUUUCAUACCCGUGCUGCUGGGAGUGGUUUCAGUUCAGUCGCCCCUGAUGAUGGUUGUGGAGGAGCUGCAGCACAGAGACCUGUUAGGGUACCUGUGGAGAUGUCGACAGGAUAACUCAGGUUCAGAGGCUUCAUGUGACAUGACUGAGAAUAGGAUCUUCACCAUGGCAGGACAAGUGGCUUCUGCUCUGGAGUACCUGCACAGUCAGCGCUGCAUCCAUGGCAACGUGGCAGCUCACAGCGUCCUGGUUGGUGGAGAUCUGACAGCGAAACUGUGGGGAUUGGGCUCGGCAUACCGCAGGAGAACUCAGCCCCAUUCACCGGGGGCAAUAGAGGACAUGGAGAUGAGGAAGUGGCAGGCACCUGAAGUGCUGAGCAGGGGAGCAGUCAGUCAGAGCAGUGAUGUAUGGUCCUUUGGUAUCCUGCUCUAUGAAAUGGUCUCACUGGGUGACCCACCGUUUGCUCAGAUCAUGGCGACUGAACUUCUGCAAUAUCUACAAAGAGGAAAGCAUCUGAAACGGCCGCCCACCUGCUCCAACUCACUGUACUCCAUCAUCAAAUCCUGCUGCCACUGGAACCCAGAACAUCGUCUGUCAAUGUUGGAGCUAAUUAGGAAACUUCAGGCGGGAGAGAAAUCAGCCAAUGGGAGGACAGUUCUCAGAGUGCCGGAACCACUGGACAUCGAGAAAUACCUGAGGGAGGCGGGAUAUGGAGAGGCGUACAACUAUGCGGUGCUCUGAUUGGCUGAGAGGGCCAUCAGUCAGGACUACAUUGACGCUGUUUGUUUAGUUUUAUACUUGUUUGUAAUGUUUUGGACACUAAAGCACACUCACUUUAUAUGUUUAAAGAUUAAUAUAUGGAUUGUAAAUAUUUCUAUAUCUGUAAACUAUAAAAGACUAUAAAAGAAAGGAUGCAUGUUUUUAACUGUAACUGUUAAUAUGUUACAGAGCGAAGGGACCAUAAUACUGCACUAGGGCUGCUUCAUUUCCAUUACUUUUUGUUUGGAACCAGCUUGAACUGCAGGUUUUUGCAUCAUUUCACAUUUUGCAUGAGGUCAUGUAUUCAUAUGUA
Messenger RNA from Morone saxatilis (striped sea-bass), 1988 nucleotides. It is a transcript of the gene styk1a, whose product is annotated as serine/threonine/tyrosine kinase 1a. The coding region runs from base 269 to 1657 and encodes 462 amino acids. The record is from RefSeq and is a predicted model, not a curated record. Lineage: Eukaryota; Metazoa; Chordata; Actinopteri; Moronidae. Gene Ontology annotation, molecular function: ATP binding; transmembrane receptor protein tyrosine kinase activity. Gene Ontology annotation, cellular component: signaling receptor complex. Gene Ontology annotation, biological process: multicellular organism development; positive regulation of kinase activity; cell surface receptor protein tyrosine kinase signaling pathway. The transcript is spliced from 11 exons.